Molecule: messenger RNA, 20595 nt
Organism: Xyrichtys novacula (pearly razorfish)
Lineage: Eukaryota; Metazoa; Chordata; Actinopteri; Labriformes; Labridae
Source: the annotation of a GenBank genome assembly
AUGAACGCAGCGUGCGUCUCAUACUGCGAUAUGACAUCGAUGGAUUCAUAUUAUAGCACCUCUACUGCGCAGGGUAGGGACCAACAGGCGAACCCGUUCAGGACUUUCCCAAACACUGACGCCAAAUACAGCCCCACGUUCAUCCCGGGUAAAGGGCAGCCUUACGGAGAGAAGCCCCGGAGUCCCUUCCAGCCCGAGUGCCAGUCUUUGGAUGGCGCAGAGGAGGGCACCUUCAACAAGUCGUAUCAGCUCUUCAUGCAGAGACCGACCUGCAAAACUCCGCCCGAGGGAGGCAAGCUGCACCCGGACAGUGGGCUCAACGGGACGCUCCUGCCCUGCUAUGGUGAGUGCGCACAAAAGAGAGAGAGAGAGAGGUACAAACUAGGCGACGUAUCGGCUUUGUGCUGAACGGAAAUGCACGACAAGAGGGAACAUUUGUAAGUAAUAAUAGAGGGAAUAAUGUUCCUGUGCGUAAUGGGCUGCAGCAGCAUCUGAAAGUUGGUAAGUCUGUGAGCGAAGAGCAGAGGGGGAGAAAAGGGAGAAGCAGCAGGACACCCAUCAACAAACUUUUAAACUCUAGUUUACCUCUUAAAUAAGAGUAAAAAAACAGUCAAAGAAAUACAGUUUCUCAUCAAAUCUGACAAGCGAAACUGCUCUUUGACGAGAGACAUUUUAACAUUUUUACGCACGAAAGUAUAAGGCUCUUUGGCUGCGUAACUUCAAUCCUGCAAAAGUCAAGAUAAAAAGUACACAACAGAAGAUGAAGUUGGCUUGAUUUAGGGAGUUUUUAUUAAUGCAGCUGUGAAUGACUCUUAAUUAUGUAUCAGGGGAGGUGGAUUCCUAUCUGUAAUCUUGCAUAGAGAAAUACAAGUGCACAAACAAAAAUACAUAGCCUGUCUUUUGACUUAAGAGUAAAUGGGCAAUUAGAAAAAAAUAUAUAACCCUAAAUUUCUCUUUUCGUGUUUGGAUUAAUUAUACAAUCUUCACAGACUGAUUUUAGGACAUUUCUGUACUCUAACCCGGAUAGAUCCGCAGCAUCUCUGUCACUGAUCAGCCCGGCCUGCAUCAACAAUCUGACAUCGAUAAAUUUUGCAGCUUUCCCAAUCUCUGCUUAAAUUAAAACAUAAACUAUAAACCGUUUUAAUUCAGGAACAUCUUCAGGUCGUAGACGCACAAAUGAAAAAUUCAUGCGUAAUGGCAAAAAAUGAAGACAGUAAAUUCUUAUGUGGACUAUUUUAAGCACUCUCUCUAACAUAUUGAGCAAUUUUCGUAUUUAGCAGAGGUUAUUUUGUCAGUGCUGAAAUAAGUAGUUUAAGUUCACAUCUACAGGGGUGUUUAACUUUAGUCCUUGGAUAGACGCCCUUUCAGGCCAAAAUUGCGUAAUUUUUAUAUUUACAGUAUAUUUGAGACAAAUUUAAAAAUAAUCGAGAGACAGUUUGGUCGCCCUCAUUUUUGCAAAAAACAAUUAAAGCUUUGGAGUCACCAGGUAAGUCAAUGUAAGCAGAAAACAAUCCCUUUGGCUGUCAGUUGAAUUUCACAUCAUGGAUCUUAAGUUGUGCAUUUGGGCCUAAAUGAAGUCGAGCUUAGAUAAAAAGUUUUGGUGAGCUAUAAUCUUGUCCGAUUGCCUAAAAUGUGUUAAGUAAAAUAAAUAUCAAACACUAGUUCUCACAUAUAUAACACUAACACGAAGAAUUGUUUUAAAAUAAUAAUUUUAAGUCCAGUUAUCUGCCUGUAGACUGGUGGGCGCCCUCGUUGUUUCAGCUCCAGAUGUUUAUCAUGAUGCGGAUAUUACAGAAGAAAACAUCUGUAUAAUCACAGAUGAAUUUGGAUUUCCAUCCACAUUUACAAGCAACAAUCAAACCCAAGUUUCCAUUUUCUCCGGUUAUUCUCAGCGAAAAUUCAAUCGACAAGAGAAAGCAGAAAAUAAACUCAACGCUGUGCUGAAAUAUGUCCCCGUCCCGCAGAAAAUUCAUCUACUUCACUCAAUUUUUGCUUUAGUUUUAGGCUCACAAAAAAGUGACCUGCUCUGAAUCUGCUCUGAGGGACCAAUUACAGCUCGGCCUGCAGGAGAACUUGUUUUUUCGCAGUAGCCUCCACACACGUUGCCAAAAAAACAUCCACAAAGUGAAAAGUAAUCUGUUUUCCUGAGAAAAUCUGGAGUCACUCUUUAUUCCAAGCUGAACUGUCACUUUUUUUUCCUGGAGUUUGAAAGUUUGCCCGAACAGACUGGAGCACCCCUGCGCGCUCGAGUAUGGAUCGAUUUGGCACGUGCAUUGACAGAGCCGUUUAAACAGCGUCAUUAAAUGCAACAUGCCUCCCUUGAGGGGGAGCUGCGCACUGUUGUUAUUGAAAAUGUUGCUGCCAGAUGAAGGCAUCGUGGCUCCGGGGAGGAUACUUUGGGGUCCUGCCAAAGCCUCAGGCGUCAACAGGCUUGUGCUCCAAUGUGUGGUCCUCAAUGGGAGAUAUAUUGCUCAAUGUUGAAGCUUUAUCUCCGGCGUGAUGACACAAAAAGUCAUCUCGAACCCAAAGGGAGUUUUCUGUGUGGCAACUCCAGCUAGAAAACUGUUUAGGUGGCAACACUGCGUUCUUGUUAAUGUGUUUAAGUCACAUGUACAAAUUCAUGGGUGCAUAAAAAAGCACAAGAAAGAAGAAACAUGUCUCAGGAGACGUGGGCAUUGUGUGUGUCUAUGCUCAACUACUGACUGUAGUCAUACAUUUAUAGUAGAGUAGUAGUAGUAGUUUAUUCAGUCAUGACAACACCAAAUAUUUUACACAAUAUUGACAUUUUACACUAAAUCACUAAAUCAAGAAUCAUGUGUUGAAUAUUGACUGAAAAGGCAGAAACAGAAGCAGACUGCUUAUAAAAGCCCAUCCUGUAUUGUCAACUUUUUAGGCUACCGACCUCCAGAAAAGCAAAGAAACCACAACAAUAGAUAAUUAAUCGCACUUAUACGCUUCAAAAAUAGCUUUACAAACCAUUUUCUUGGAAACCCAAAAGGAAUGACAUGUUUUCAGAUUUAUGUUGGCAUCAAACCAGAAUUUAACUCCAGUAAUGGAGACAUAUCUCCUUUUCUCUUAUAUGAACGAGCAUGUAGAAAACAGAGAAGCAUCUAGGCUUAAUGUGAAAUAUUUGUGAAGUAUGCUUCAUAUUUUAAUCUUUACUGAAGUAUUUUGCAGCUUCAAUAAAACGAAAGUGCUUAAAGUAGUUUCAAACUCAAGAUUUUUUGCAUAAUUUUAAGAUUUAAUUCACCAAUUUACAUGACAUGGUACAUGAUAUAUGAUCUGGCAGGUUAAUUGUCUUUUGUGUGAAUUAAACUAAAUUUCUAAAUCAAUACAAUUAUUUAAAAAAUUUAAAUUAAAAAGAGCAUACUCAGGUUUGGCUGGGUUUGCAUGUUAAGCUGUGAGACUGUCCCACAGUGAUGCUGGGAUGGAGCCGUCUACCUGCUCACACAGCGAUGAAUGAAAUAAAGCCCCCCGAGCUGAUGGAGAGCUGAGGAAUGCAGGUCAGCGCUGCAGGAGAGGUCGGCAUUAAUCUGAGGCAGAUGUGCAUUACUGGCUCCUAUAGUUAUUAUUCAUACUCCCCAAACAUCACAACUCUCAAAGCUGCAGAGAGUCCCUGAGAUGACAGAGUGGGACUGGUUUACAUAACCCCAUCUCCACAAUACCUUGUACAAAUAAGCAGUGAGUCAGAAAUGGACAUCCAGAUUGGGUAAUGAUUUGAGGGACUCGGAGGGGAGUGGGAGGGAUUCUGGGAAAGCUACACGUGUGUGAAUGACUGUUUACAUCCAUAUACUUCAUUAGACUCUGCGGUGGAAAUUUGGAUUCCAAACCUGGACAGCUUUUUUAGUUUUCCUUCUUAAUAAAAGUUUAUUUUUGCAAUAGAAAGACCAAAAACUUCUAGAGAAAAUGAUAUCACGACUUACUUUUGAAUCUGAGAAACUAUGUGGCAUUUUUUGAAAACGGAGACAUUGUUGUGGAAAGGCUGGUGGUUGAUACUGUGGUCGAACAUUGCAAUGCAGUGGAGCUUUUAUGUGAACGCUGGAACCCGCUGUUUGUGCCGCAUCCUCUUUGUCUUUUCCACAAAAUAACAGUUUAAAGCAAAUUGCACACAGCUUAAAAAUUCUUUGUUCCUUCCAUCAGUGGAAAAUCGAAGCAUCCUGUGAUAUGUUAAACAUUUUUCUAGCCUGUAUGAAAACCAAAACAGCUCCCCACACCCCCCACAAAAAGUCCUGGCAUGGUUUUAAAAGCAUCCUGUCAAAAUAAAACUCUCCAAUAUAUGUUAAAAGGCUGUGGGAAGUGAUGUCACAGGAUAUGCAUGUGCUGAUGACUAACACAUUGUAUUCAUGUUAACAAUAUGGCAAGUGCCAGGAUGACACCUGCGAUGGUGCCGAAGUGCGUCUGUGAACCAGAACAAGUGAGACUAAGUGAUGAAUUUCAGAUUUAAAUCAAAGUGACGCAGACAAAGACAAAGCUGCAGCCGUCUGCCUGCCAUUACAUGAGAAUGUAACUCUGAGGACAGUGUUGUACUUUGAAAGAGUUGGAGGUACUCUACUUAUGAGGAUGUCUCUCACUGCUUGUAUUUGUCCGUGCUCUUGUGAAGCUAAAACAGCAUCUAUCAACUCUGCUUCUAGCUCUCUCUCUCACUUAGGAAAGGUGACUCUCAUCCGCUAAACUAAACCUGCAUGCAGGCCGCAACAAAACAAUGAUGAAGAAACUUUAACCAUCUGUUACACAUUUUGAUCAGCGUCUUCUGUGUCGACUAAACACAUUAUUGGAGUCUGAGGACUGUUUUUGGCUUGGGCUCACAGUCAGAAAAGGGAAAGAGACUUUUUUACACAGUUAAAAAGGACACUUGUUCAUGCAAGGAGAGGACAGUAACAGAGAUUAAUACUGGCUGCACCACGAACUGUCCCCAUACUUCUCCAGGAAAAACACCUCCUUAAACUAUAAUCUGACUCUGAUCCAAACAGCAUAAAUGUUAGUGUAAUUUAGUUUGAACAAGUGGAGUACAGAUGAUAUACUUAAUUUGAUUAGAAGGUUAGAAACAGUGUGAGCCAAGACCCUCACUCACUUAAUUUCUGUUAUUUGCUGCUGCUUUUCUGUUUAUUACCAGAUGAGAUUUAAUUACAAAACUGUAAAACAAAAAACAUGAAUGACAGCAUUUACAAGACACAUUUCUUUGCUAAUUCCUCGAAAACCAUUUUUUAAAAAUCUGUUUUUUUUGCUGUGAAAAACUUUUGAUAUCACUUUAUUUGACGCCUCUCUCUAUAACGCACUAUGAAUAUAUUUAUAAUGCAUUAUAAUCACGUUUUAGCACUGUAUAACUAUAGUUAUAAACACCCAUGAAUGAUCAUAAUUCUUUAUAGCAAUAAUCAUAAUAUAUUAUGAAGCAUUUUAUCAUGACUUACAAGGUCAGGUAUUAUAAUGUGUUAUAACUGUUAACAACAGUUGUAUUAUCAAUGUCGGUAUUAUCAGUGAGUUGUUCACAGUUAUAACACAUUAUAAUACCUGACCUUGUAAGUCAUGAUAAAAUGCUUAAUAAUGUUUUAUGAUUAUUGCUAUAAAGCAUUAUGAUCAUUUAUGAGUGUUUAUAACAGUGCUAUAACACGAUUAUAACACAUCAUACAUAUAAUGCGUUAUAGAGAUAUGCGUCAAUUAAAGUGUUACCAAACUUUUUCCGCCCUUCCUCUCCUGUACAAUCAGAAAUCCCUUCAAUUUAAUUCAAUCCAAAACUGUUUUUGUGUCCUCUGAUAUAAGAGAGUGAGAGUGAGAGCCGCACCUGAAGGUUUUCUGACGGUAGUGAGGUCAUGAUCGUGUCAAUUUAUCAGGCGCUGAGGCUGAGCAGACAGAUUUUUUUGCUUUCCCAGGGAAUCUGAAUUCCUGCGUGAGCCGCUGGCAUACAUCUCUCCUCGGGAACAUCUGGGAGCCUCCCUUCCUCUGAGGAAACAACAGUCAACAUCAGGUCUUAGACUGAGCUGCAGGAAGAAUAAAAUGGCCUAAAGCAUGUCUGUGGACCAGAAAUGAAUCUACAAUCAGAAGUCACCACAGCCAGUGGAAUAUUUGACUGUUUUUGGCCCAUAUAAGGUGUGAUAAGUGGAGAGCAGUUGUAACAGACUCCUGUCAGGUUUCGGGGGAACAUUUCAGAGCACUCUGUUUAAAAGCAUUCCCUUCUCUAUUUAGUGUUUGGUCAUUAACCCUUCCCCAGGUUACUAAUUUAUAGUGUUUCUUUUAUUUGGCUUCACUUGACCCUCUUCGUCCCUUUCCAUAAAAACCGAGGGGGUGCCCUGUUGCUUUACAACCAGUUAAAUUACACUUUGAUGUUUCCUCUCUGUUUUCAGCAGUGAUUAAAUUGCUGACCCUAGUAAACAUGUGACCUCGGCUAACUGAAGAGGUCUGCAGCUUGUCACACACUUACUCUGGCAAAUUGCGGGAUCAACUGGUGAUAUUCGGCGCAUUUGUGCGCACACAUCGACGAACGCUGAGAAGAGAAGGAGGCAAAAAACACAUUCCUCCGAAUGCCAGAAAAGCUGGAGCCAGUGCAGUGGAAUCUUGGCUCCCAAUAGAAAGCAGUGUGUGAUGGUUGUGUUCUGCAGGGCUGGUGCAGAAAAGACAGCUCAGCAUGCGGGAAUACUCUGAGAUGUUUGUGGCAAAGGAUUCUGUGUGGUUAGCGUGACAGAGAAAAGAUAGAUGAGCUUGGAGCACAAGACAAGAGAAAGAUGUUGGUUAGUGCAGAUUCUGCUGAUGAUAAAAGUCUGUUUCAAGCUGAGAAGCUGGAACAAAUAGUCUGACAACAGUACUUAGUGUUUUUAAAGGGAAUAAGAAGACAGACUGAUGUCACCCAUGUCUAUUUAGUUUGUAUGAAGCCGUUGGGACUGUCAGGUUGGUUUCACUGCGCACAAAGGCUGCAAAGAGUGGGAAUGGCCUCCCUCUGCUGACUGGAGUAACAAAAUCUGCCUCAUAUCUGUGAGGUCCAGGAUGAGUCUCAUUAUAACAAUGAGGAAUAAAACUAUUGGCCUGCUGGGUCAUAGGUUUCAUGAUUGGUGACGCACCUUUAUGCACUCGCGGCCUCGGCUAGAUGUUUUGGCUUGCUCUGAGUGUCCAUAACUUGUUCCAUUAAGUUUAAACAAUCAGACUUCUGUAUGCAAAAAACGUCACUUCGAUAUGUCAAUCUGUUUAUUCCUUUUGCACAAUAAACCAAAAAAUCAAAACCAAAAACCAGCCGCCAGCCUGCGAUCAAAAAACAAAAGCCUCUAGUGCGCAACACCUAAAACAAUUAGUGGGCACCUUAAAUAGUCUUUUUUGCGCCCCCUACAGCGCCACACAGGUGAACCCUACAAAAGGCUCCACCAAUGAUAAUCGUGGAGAAGUCAAAGAGACGUGAAUUUAGGCGUCACCUUUGGAUCAUUUUAGAGCCCUAAGUCUGAAAUCGUUAUACAACAUUUAAAAAAUGGCUGCCGGUUCUACAUUGGUUCAUGUUUGACCAGUUAGUGUAUCAAUCAUUGUACAUCACAUAUCAUUAGAUAGAGGGUCCCCAUGAUGAUUCUUGGGAUGUAUGAGUAAAUCUGUAGUGUAAAAGCAGAGUUGUUUUUCUCCUGGUAUCAUCUGUCUUUUACAGACAUUGCAAAUAGCGAUUCGUCUGUCUUGUUUAGAUGCUUAAAAACACUUUCAUACAGCCCACAUGUUGUAGCUUUCUGUUGGCAAACAUAGGCGGUCAUCUUCUGUGUAUAAUCAAUGCUUUAUAUACUAGCAGAAAUGUUCAGAUCUGCCGAUACUGACAAUAAACGUUGAAGCUUUUGUUCACCAAUACUGAAAUAAUACAGAUGAAACUGUGCAUCCCCACAAAAAGGUCUUUAAGGCAAGAAAAGAGGUUUGGAUUCCCGAAUUGCUCUCAGUUCCAGAUAAUGGCAAGUUUUACAUUUUAUUUUCUGACAGAUUGGACAAUAAAUCUCCUUUAGAAGUGCAUUUUCCUUACAUCUCUCAAUGCUGCACUGACUGGUUUCUUAAGGUGGCUUCAUAUAUAGUGUGCUGAUGAGACAGCUGACAUAUUUCAGGAUAAAAACAAAAAAAUGUCACACCAAGAGUUUCCAACUGAGGAAUCUGAUGCAGAAAGAUUCACUUGUAAUUAUUGGGAAUGUUUGAAAAGGAACAAACUUCCUAGAUGUUUUAAAUGAAAAUUUAGACUCACAGACUGAAAGGUAAGACAACAUCAAGUUCACAAUUACUGAACGCAAUACUGAACUGAACAAGAGCUGAACAAGAGCUCAGAUUCGGCUGGUAAAUGAAGUCAAAUUAGUUUGCAGAGAGUGGUUAAUGUUAGCAGUACUAGCACCACUAGCCAUCGGUCCGUCUUGCAGGUUUACCUUCAUCAGCUUGACUUGACACAUUCUACAUAAAGCUUUACCAUUGAGGUCACCUGUGCUUGUUUGCAUCUGGGUAGUAGAGUUUUAUAUCCCUCUGGCAGUGGCCAUGAAGUGGAGCUCAGGUUGGGUGACCAUAUUCUGAAUCCACAAAAAGAGGACACCACUACAAGGGGCGGAGUCAUGGAGUCGUGCGUAGUAAAUUUUGAGUCUUAUGGGUCGGGUCGAGUGUUUUUUACGCGCUUCUAACUCAGUUAGUCCACUCGACACAAACUCAAAACUUCCAUACAAAACCCCGGACAUUUGAAGGAUUUUAUAAACUCCCCCAGACAAGGCCGGACAGCCCCCCGAAAAGAGGACAUGUCCAGGUAAAAGAGGACGUACGGUCACCGUGAGCUCAGGCCACAGCCCUGGCUAGUGGUAGGUGGCGCCACUACAGCUUAGACACAACAUAUGACUGGCAUUUCCGGCCAGUAUCAAAAAUACAUUUAACUGUCAUAUGAUUCUGGUGUCGACCUGUGGAGAUGGUGUUCCAAUUGUUUGGUCCACUAAACAUCCCUGAUUGAAAGUGAUACAGUUCUGUAUUAAACAUUUCCAUCCACUAAACCAACCAUCUUCCCCUCAUCUGUGCACCCAGCUGCACCCUGUGCCUCACCGGAUAUAUGCAAUGUUCAGCGGAAUAAUUUCAUUUUCUCUCCCUGAUGCAGAUGCCAAACAGGAACCUGGAGCUGACCUGUCUUACUUCUUAACAUUGCAGCCCAGGGCUAGAAUGAAAAUAUUGCAUAGUGCUUUAGCAUGAGGCCGGUGCAGGGGUUGGUGAUGUCAGAACAUCUGCCUGUGUGGAGACUGUAAGAGGGUCUGACAGGUGGGCUGCAGAGAUAUGAGGUCAUGAACUCCAGCUGGGCGAGCUGUGCUGUUCCAUUAGCGUCGCGGUCGGGGCAAGUCUGAGCCAACGAGCAGGGGAGGGCUGCUGCAGCACUGAGAGGAUGACUAUUGACAUUUCAUUGUGGGAGCCACUCGCCAGAGGAGCACUAAUCCAUGAAAACAAACAUGCAUGUUGCAGACAGCCUCCGCCUAGCUUCAUCACUCUGAAACUAUUUAGUCAUCUUACUUACCACUAAAACACUUGGCUUGGUGACUCACCAGUGCCAGAAGGAGUCAACUUUCUUCCCCAUGUUGCACUGAGUUACUGAGAAUGACAGGCGGCUGUUUACUGACAUUACCCAUAACAAAAACGUAUAGUGACAGUCCUAAACGCUUGCACAUAGCUAUUAAAUUAAUUGUCCUGAAAGUGAUCUAACUUGAACUCAAUGUUGUUGGACAAAAGCAAUGCUGGUGUUGUGUUGCAGGCUUGAAGACUUGUUUCUGUGCAUUGAGGAGACCAUUCAGAGCUGGUUUCAGACCAAAACAGUCACGACAGCAUUGCUCCCCGUGCUCAUAUGCAGGCAAGGCAAACAGAGCAGCUGACAGAGCGCACUGUUCUCACUGGUCUACAUCCAGAGCCCUUCAGCUUAUUUAUUCACACUGCUAUUUGUUUAUUGGAGGAGAAGGGACAGCUUUCUUCAUCUCUUAAAAAGGAACAAAAAAGCCAGCGUGCGCUGGCAGGAACAGAGCGCGGUCUGUCACAAAAUGGGCGCUCUUAAAAUUGAAAGUGACAAACACAAUGUUGUUUACAUCUGAGGGGGCAAAGCUCUGGGGUAAAGCUGUGGUUGCCCUCGUACACAAGGCCUGCCUUACUCAGGCUGGAGAGAAAAGCAGGUUUUCUGCAUGGCUCAGAUUUCAGGUGGCGUGAUUGAGAGAUAUGAGGCAGAGGCCUUCAAGGGUUGUGUCCCAGGUCAAGCCAAUGUGUAGUGACAUACCUUUCAAACAGAAAAUGACAUUUCUUCUCUGCUACUUUGAGACGUGGUGCAUGCAGACAAGGCCUUUGAACCCUCAAAAUAAAACAUUACGGAGGUGAUGUAAGCUUUAGGUUAAUGUCACUCGAUGUGAACGUUAUUUACAUGAUGAUAAGCAGACACACUCGCUGAGUUGAACAUGAGGCACCAUCAUUUUAAUAAGCCACAGUUUUAAGUGUUAGCCUGGUGAAUAUUACAAUUGUAGAGCAGUAAUAGUGAUUAUAGGACAUCUGCUGUCAACAGCUUUAAAAUGCUGAAAUAGUUGUUUUUAAUAACUUGCUUGAGAAUAACAAAACAGUAAAAAUAAAGAUUGAUAUUAUCUGUGAAACCGCACCAGAGUAAAUUAUGGAGCUUGAUUCUCUUAAAUUUUCACUUGCAAAAUUUGAACGAAACAAAACAAAACAACACAUCAACCAAAAACAAAUUGCUUAAAUGCGUUUUAUUAGAACCACAGUGCAACGCCUAAAACAAAAUCUCCACUAUGUUUUAUUAGCGCUUAGAGCAGCACUGCCAAUCCACAUCAUAGCACUGUAGCUGUACUCCAGAGAUCUAGAGGGACUCAGGAAAGACGUGUUCAAAACAAUAAUAGACUAAAUUGAUUCAACAGAGACCAAGAUGUCUUGACUUUCAUUCAAACUCCAUAAUCCGUCAAUCCCACAUUUUCAGAAAAUAAAAAUAGGCAGCAUCUUUCAUUGGACCCCCUUCUUUAAAAAGUCUGUUUCUGUUACUCAUGUAGGUUUUGUGUUGAAUUGUUUUUCCUAAAAAUAAAAUAACUGAGUUGUAAUCCUUGUGACACGUCAGCUGAAAAAGCUCAAAUCUAACUGUCCAUUCUUCUGUCUUCUUUUUAUAAAUUUUAGGAAAAGACAAUGGUGGCCUGACGGAGUCUGAGCUGCCCUCGAGUGUUGAUCCUCCAGGGAUGGAAGGCAGCUACCUGAACCUCAAGGUACCAGGAGAAAAGGGGCCGAAUGAGCGUCCGGGCUCAGACCUCUCCAGCCCCCUGGACAAAAGCGAGGCUGAGAGCAACAAAGGCAAGAAGAGGCGCAAUCGCACCACAUUCACCAGCUACCAGCUGGAAGAGCUGGAGAAAGUCUUCCAGAAGACACAUUACCCAGAUGUUUACGCCCGCGAGCAGCUGGCACUGAGAACAGACCUGACCGAGGCUCGUGUUCAGGUGAGGCAAACAAUCAUUCCUGUAUUCUAACAAAUGCUCCAAUUUAAAGCUCCUGUGAUGAGCUCUGUAUGGGGACUAUCCCAAACAACUUAGUCACCGAGAGGUUGAGUAGGGAAAAUGAUACCUUGCCCGACGCAAACAUGGUUCAAUGAAUAGGCUGUAUCUCCUUUUAUAGUUUUACUGAUGCAAAAAAGACAAAGCACUUACAUGAAAUGAAAAGAGGGCAGGCGUUCAAUAUAAGGCGAAACAUAAGCUCCCAGCAAAAAGUAGGACUUCCCCAUUCACUCCCUCUCCAAUCAUUCACAAAACCCACCAGGUGAACAGCUGACUUCACUACUACCAGUGCUGACGUACCACCUCCACCACCUCCACCACGUGACUCUCAUCCCUGUAUAUAACCACACAACACAGAUAUACUAUAAAGGUCAUGGCUACCAAAAAGGACUGACAUCUACAAGUUCUUUGACAUUUAUGAAAUAGAAUAAAAUUUUUAAUGAUGUCUUUUAUAUCGGAAUAGAUCAGCAGCAACAUGACUGACAAUCUUCAUACUGUAACUUUUAAUGUUUAAAAACCACAAUGAGGGGGUAGGUGUCAGUAAGAAAGCCCUGAGUUAAUAUAUUCAACAUAAACAUUCACCAAAAACAUCAUAUAUUUAAAUGUCAGAAGUCAGCAGGCUGAGAUGUAAGCAUGUAGAGGAAAGGACAGGCAAAGGAGGCACAGACUGAAAGUUCCUCACAGAAGCUUCAACUUUUCGUCUUUUAGGUUCUGCUCUGAAGACCUUUUGACUGGAUUCUAUUAUUUAUCUUCACCUUUAAAACGUAGAAAAAUAACUGAUACUCAAUAAACUGCUCUCAUGGUGAUGGUUUGCUUUGGGUAGGGUACAAAAUAACUUGGCUAGCUUGGAAGAAACACCAGGUUCAAGUCAAAAUACCCACUUUGGUGAAGUGAAGUGGGCUUAAUCUCAUAGUUACACCGGUAAACAUGUAGGGGUAAGAAAUGGGCGAACAAAUAUCUCUGAGAUGAAAAUGUGAGGUCUUGUUGACAGAUACAACCCCCUAACCACCUCCUUUUGACGACUUCAUAACUCAAAAUCAUGACACCUGACUCACUCCACUUCCCCGCCACAAGAAAGCUUUGCCCCUCCAGUGCUGACCUGUAUUGUUUUGCUGUGGUCGUUCCUUGUUAGGAGGACAGUCUCUAUGAGCAGUGUUGUUUGGCUGCGUUUAUCCAUGUUUGCAUGUUAAUAAUCACUCUGGGAACGUAAAAAAAAGAGGGCUGAGAGAGUUCAGGCUGGCUGUUUGACAGAAAUUGUUUCAGAGCAGCAGACAGCAAGGCCUAUUGUUCUCCAUCCCUCUUUCUGCCUGCCAGGUUUGGAUCAGAGUGGGAUGGGUGGGACUGAGGGAAUACUCUGCUCUUAGCUCUUACAUGCUGCAGGCUCUGCAAAAGGGUCGGAGGUCAAGGGUUUCUCCCUCACACUACCAUGUUCAAAUACUGCUGCAUUGCACAACUGUGCAUGCACAAAGGGAACGAGAGAGUAGUCAUCAAAGCUGUUUGGGGAGGAUAUAAAAAACACUUUGAGAUGCCAGGUUCAAUUUCCACACACAGUCCAGGACACAGUCAGGGACAGAGAACCUGGUCUGCUCCAUGUGGUGGUACAGUGAAAUAAGAACAUUCAUGUUGCGUUCACACAGAACCAUCUAUUCCCCAGACGAAUAUAAUUACCCUCCUCAUCUGACAGUCUCUGUUGAGUCACUGUGAGGUUUGACCCCUACUUCUAAAUCAGACCCUAAAUAUGCAUGCAAUCAAGACUAAAGCCCACAAUUUCAUCUGAAGGUCCAUCAAGACAAAGUCCAGGGAUACCCAAUUGUUGAAUACCAAGGGGCACUUCAGGCUUGGCAAGCAGAGAAUCCUUUACAUCUCCGAACAACAACAGCCAUUGAGAUCCAGAGUACAGAUGUUUUCUGCCAAAAAGCCAAAGUCAGGGUCCUACAGUUUCAUCCUCAGUCGAUGAUCAAUGUCUUCAUCGAGCAGGGCUGCACUUUUCCACAAUCCCAUCUGCGACUUCUGCUACCACUAAGUUUAUUUAGCACAAUUAGCUCUCAACCUCAGACUUGAACCUCAGCAUACAGCCUCCUUUUUUAUGGGGGAGGCGUCAGUGUGUGAGUGAGUGCCUCGGCAGUCUAUCAAUCGCCGCCAUCCUGGAUGACAGAGAUGAGGUGAGACGGCUGGACUUCAAAGCUGCAUUUGGAGCUGUGCACUCUGCCCUCCCUCUCUCCCUCUUCCUCUCUCACUCGGCCUGCUGGCUCUGGAGCAUAAAUAAAGCUCUUUAAUGGCUCUGUAAGCUGCCUUUUGCUGUCAACGUCUUUAGCAAUUACUGUAUCACCGCCAAGCACUUUGAGCUCUGAGAACUCGGAGCCACCUUCUUCACAGAUGUCUGCUCAGGGAAAUCAACAAGAGUUGUAAGUGUUUGCAGUUGGUAAAUAUGGUCCUAUUUGAGUUUCAUUGAGGAUGGGUCACUUCUGAUCAGUCUGAAAGACAAUAAAAAUUCUUUUAUUGAAUUAAAAUUCGACUUGUGCAAAAACAUCACUGGCUUUCCUUUUCUAAUGAACUUAGAAGUUUAGAAGUUUGGGAAUAAGAGACGCAGAGCAGCAAAGGACACAUCUGACUUCAUAAUGUUCUCGAAUGAUCUCCCUGCCAAACUAUUUGGCUUCACUCUCAUUCCUACUGCUGUUCAAAGGCAAAGCUACAGAGAACAAACCCUCUGUGAAACAUGACACACUCAGCUCUCAGAGACCAAGGCAAGGGGCAUAUAUGAGCUCAGGCGUUGUUUGCUGGAUUGUAAAAGGUUCCCAUGAGUGUGCAGGAACCACCAGGUUAGCAGAACACAUUUGUAACAAACGGACUUUGAAUUUUGUAUAUGACACGGUAUGUAAAUGUGUGUAUUUUCCCUGUGCAUAUGUGCAUGCUCUGCCCACUGCUAUCGUCUGCACGCCUCCAAAAGGUCAGAGGGGUUAGCUGCGGAAAGCCAAGGGCUUAGGCGUCAGGAAAUUAAACAUGAAAUGAAAACAAGCUCCAGUUUGAACAUUCUCCCAUCUCACUUUCCAAUAUCCCCACUUCCCCUCGGUGACUUAAAAGGGAGGAGGGAGGAGAGAAAGACAUGGAGGGAGAGAGAAGGGUCGGCAGAGGGGUGAGGGGAGAGAGUAGCUGGAGAGAGAGAGAGGCUGAACUUUGGCAGCGGGUUGGGAAAACGACAAAAAGAUUAAGAGGAGAGGAUAAAGGUGGGUUAUCUUGAACAAAAAAGAUGAUAGGUCCAUAAGUGAUAAAAGAUUAUAUUUCUUAAAGAAAGUCGAGAUUUUAAGAGCCCCGGUUUGUGGUUCUCAUGUGUUCCAUAUUAUUAUGUUACAUCUGAGUCACAGAGCUUCUCAGACAUGUCUGCAUGACUUGAAGACUGAACAUGCCGAGCGGCGAUGACUCUAAAAGAAUACAGUAAUGUAUACGACCGAUCUCAGAAUGACACAUAAAGGAUACUGUCAAUAAAUGACCUCAGCUUGGUAAGGGUUAGAAAAAUGUGGCUUACGGUAUUACAUAAGUAAAUUCUCUUCAUGUGAGUGAAGUAUCUCACAUUAGUCAUGAAAGUCAGUCAUCAUUGUUUCUGGUUUCACACAGGACACGAACAAUUAUCUCCUGGUUGAUACUGGACUUCUCACUAUCUUUGCACUAUCACUGUAUCGGCCAACAGAGGGCUGAGGCAUGACUUAUUAAACUUUAAUAUCUCGCAAGAGCUAAAAGUUCUUUUUUUCUGAAGGCUUACUUUGCUUAACUGCCUGUUUAUAUAAAAGUUUAAUUUUAAUUAGGGCUGCCAAGAUAUAAAUCUUUAAUCACAAGUGAUUGCUGUAUUUCAAUAGUUAAAGCUCCUAUAAGAAAUAUUUGAUUUGUGUCAACGUUGGUGCCCCCUGUGGACAAAGCCAUCUCUUUUAUUUUGUUCUCUGCUUGCUUAAGUGGUAUUUUCUGAAAAAAAGAACAAAAAAAAUUCAGCUAAAUUAUGACAGCGAAGUCUAUUAUUUAUUGUGAAUAUUUGAUUUGGAAAUUGUAAUAGACAUUGCUGUCUACUCCCUGGCAUCAAAAAUUACAAUAUAAAAGCAGUCAAUCCUACCGUUAAUGCUCUGGUUUUCUUUUAUGUGUUGUUAAAAGGUAUUAGCAUGAAUUUCAGCCCAUUUCAUAAACAUAAAAAAAACUUCUUACAGAAGCUUAAACUGCAAUUAAGAGUAUCUUUAAUCACAUGUUUCAAUUUCUUCUAUUUUGCGUUUUAAAACAGUUCUUUGCAUUUGCAGUGUUUUGUUUGAAUUUCUUCCAUUUAGUUUAGUUUAGCCUGGUGGUAAAAUCGUGAUUUUUUGAUAAAUACUAAGGUGAUUAACCAGCGUAAACAUCCCGUUUCUAUUCUCUUAGGUGUCAAGUAUUAUUUCAGGUUCAAGUAUCAUUUUAGUAUCCAGUAUUGCAAUACUAAACUUGGUAUCUGUAUCAAAUCCAAGAUUUUGAUGUAAUGACAGCACUGGUGAACUCCAUCUUUAAAUUAUUACUUCAUUAUUUUGAAGUGAAACUUACUCUUUGAAAAUGAGUUGGGGUCAUUGAGUCCAUCUAGGUGGCAGCAGGAUGCAGGAUGACAGACUUUCACAUCGUUUUAAAAAAUAAUGUGUUAUUUUUAUUUUCCCUUAAAUGUGCAUGAGUGCUGGCAGCUGUAGUUUUACAACACUAACUGCUGUUCUGAAGUUUAAGAAAUUAUAUAUAUAUAUAUAUAUAUAUAUAUAUAUAUAUAUAUAGUUAAGGGAAAAAAAAGAGCUGUUAAAAGUUAAGAGCUGAUGAAUAAAAAAUGCUGUACUACACAAAUGACAAUUCAUUGUUAUAUGAACUUAUGGUCUUUUAAAAUGCUGCUGGGUGAGGAUGAGAGGUACAGACUGGGUCCACAUAGACCCAGACAAAUUAGCCAGUUUCACAUCUUUCUAUAAAGUGAACAUAAACAGUACGUCAGAUUCAUGAUCAUAAGUCCAUCCAGAUGCUGUUGUGAUGGGGGUUAUAUUUAGAGACUUGAUGUUAUGGGCUCACAGUACCAAAGAAGAACCAAAGAAAGGACAUGAAGAGCUCUCAACAAUAAUAGACUCUAAAUCCUCUGGGGGUCAUAACAGAGACUCUGAGCUCCUCUCUAAACAUAUGAGAUAAUUCAAAAGGUCAACAACCCCUCACCUUGACAUUUAGGUUCAGCCACAACCUCAGAUAUCAGUUUACGCCUCUGUGAGGCUGAGCUGUCCUCUCAUCUCACCAGCUGACCUGAGGAAUGUCGGAGUCGGAUGACAUUUCUUUACGUCAGCUUCUCACAGAAACAUACACAGGCAAACAAUCCUCUCUUUGACAAUGAUGUAGACAUGUUUGUGUUGUCCUGUAAGAGGAAUCACAGAUUUGCUUGAAUAUGCAUCAUAGUUUAUCUCAUUUGAUAAGUUAAAUGAAGAAAAUGGUGAGAGCGAAUCAUGAGGGGGAUAUGAGGAGGGUGACUGAGGGAAAAUUGCGUUUCAGGGACUGUGUAAACCACAAGCUGAUUGGGCUGGGAAUCAACCCACAAUCCAAGGUCAAACCCCGUGUGGAAGUAGGAUCACUCUGUUCCUCCAUUCUUUGAAGAAGUUUCCCUUUUCCUCUUGGGAGCAGAAGAUUCAGCAGACAACAAACAAAUAGAUACAGAAAAACAUGAGACCACUCCCAGCAGCCUACGUUAAUACUUUUCUUCUUCUCUUGCAUAGAGACUAUGUUGUUGAAACAUAGAAACAGUCGGUGAACAACAAAGAUCAUUUAAAAAGAGGAACAUGGUGCAAAGCAGAGGCGGAUACCACUAGCUCAUAUAAAAAAAUGGAUUUGGAAAAAUGUGAAGAAAAAAAAGUGUCCUUCAUAAUGAAAAAUUUCUCAGUGAUGUUAUUUGGGGUUUGAUACCAAUGUUUCUCUCCUCAAAUUUGUCUGACUUCACACCAUAAGAAUCCUCUUUAAUAGCAUCUUUAUAUUGUCCUGGGGUAAAAUUGACCACUGUGUGCAGAUUUAUUGAUCUUUAUCAAUUGACAAAUGACAGUGUAUGAAAUACAAGAAAACCAGAAAAAUCUGGUCAUUUCUAAAUAUCAGAGAAAACUGUGUCUGCUCAAAACACGGGGUAUAUUCUUAUAUUUCAUAAGCUGGAAGUAUUGAAUGUUUGGGCAUCUGUGCUCAGAAAUCUUCAAAUUCAAACAUGAUUUUCUGUGGAUUUAAAAUUCAGCUUUUCUUUGUUUCUUUAGAAUUUGCCAUAAUGAUAGCUUUUUUGUCUCAAGACACAAAGUAAAACUGAUAACAUUCGAUGCAUUGUCAUUUCUAUACUGUAUAUAGUGAUAAACUGUAAAUCUCUGUUAGGUGUUUUAAAAGGCUACAAAUGUCUGUGUUGUUUGUCUUCUAUCUCCAACUGCAGAACCAGUUCAUUUCACUGAUUGAGUUUAAAAUCACAUGAAACUAAACUUGCCUCAAAAGAAUUUCACAUUAUGUGAAAUUCUCAACAGAAGUCCCUGAAUUUGAGUUUGAAGAACUCCACAGGAAAAAGCUUCAGAGUAGAAAAGCGAUCUCUCCAAGGACGAAAAGGGGAGAAAAAAAGCGCCAUAAAUAACAACUGGAGAGAUUAGUAAAUCAAAGUGAAAUCCCCAGACUUCUGCUAAAAUAUUCAGUGUAUGUCAACAAUAUUUUUACACUUAUUGUUCAUAACAAACUGUCUUCAAGUCUUCAGUCCUGUUCUCCUUUAAGUCCUUCCUCAGCUCUGGGAGAGGUGGCUCAAGUAGCCUGGACUUGGUCUGUCAACAGGUACUGAGAGUAAGAGCUGUCUGAAAAGUAGCAUAUCUAUCCAUAUAACUGGAUGAAAUCACACAGUAGAACCGUAUUUAUAUGCUGCAUUCAAAACUUCAUCUUAAAGAUGGGCCGAGGAGAGAGAGCAUACUCUUGGUCGAAAGUUGAACUUUUGCUUUGUGGAUGAUACAGAGGGAUUCCCCACUGUAUCCCACUGCGCUGACAUGUGGGGGAGAGCGCACCUCUCUCAAGAGUGAUUUAUGAAUGGCUGCAGGUCCAGAUGUGGAUCUGUCGACGCUGGCAGCCUGAAGGGAGGCAGACGCCCGUGUAUCAAAGGGAGGAGCUGAAACGUGCAGCACCAGGGGAGACUCACCAUUUUCACAUCAAUAGCUCCGCGUGGACGGCACUUUAAAGACACGUCAAGUCUUAAAACCUGGGCCUGGACUUUCAUGUGCUGCAGAAUUUAUUUGCUCCACUAUCUUCAUUUUAUGUGGCUCAGUUUUUUACCUGAUCUUGCUUAGAGGAAGGGAUAGCCUCUUUUUCAGUAAAAUGCUUCACUUUGCCAACAUGAGAGCAUUGAAGGCUAGGUUUAAAAUAUUAUACAAGUUUUGUUUGGUGGGGUUUGGCCUUCCUGUUUUUAAGUGUUUCCCUGAUAUACUGUUUUCUUUCCAGGUGUGGUUCCAGAAUCGUAGAGCCAAGUGGAGGAAGAGAGAGCGUUUUGGCCAGAUGCAACAGGUCCGAACACACUUCUCUACUGCGUAUGAGCUGCCUCUACUGACUCGGCCUGAGAACUAUGCACAGGUAACGAUAGGAAGAAGUAGUCCACUAACUGACUAUGCUAUGGAUAUAACCUGACAUGGCCCAGUCGGGGUUAUAGGAGGCAGAAUUAAGCCGGUCAUUGGUAAUGAUUUACAAUUUAACUGUUGGCCACUAGGGGGAGCAGCAGAAAAAGUUCAAUUCUAAUUUUUGGCCUUUACUAAAUUUUGAAAGAAAAAUCUUUUUCUUAUAUGACGGAGUAUCAGGGCCACAUUAAGAAAAAAAAAUGACUGAGAUUAAAGUCAUUACUAAUGAGAAUAAAGUCGUAAUAAAAUCAUUAUUUACGAGAAUAAAGUUGUAAAGCAAAUGAAGUCAUGAAGCUGCUUUUGUGGAGGAGGAAAUGGCUGAACUGGUCAACUGCAGAGUUAUCUGUGGGUGCAUCAGACGGUCAUUUAGAGAGCUUUUGUGGUUUCUCAAGAAACAAACCAACUGAUGAUCAACAUUUAUGAUUCAGAGGGCGUUGAGCUCCGAUGAGCAGCACAUCUGACUCUGAUGCCGGCACAACUCCGGCAGCAACCUACACCUACAGAGGCACCAACAACUUAUGGCAUAUAGAUUCAUACGACAAACUAAAGCCAUUUGCUAUUGCUAAAAACGGAUACACUGAGGGAUUUAGCCUCUGCACAGCAAUUUCCAGCCAUCUCCCCCUCCUCAAAAACAGUGAUUCCCUACAAGUCUGCCUGGUUCUUUCUGCGGAAAAGAUACAUUUCUUGCAUAAGUCCUGAUACUUUAACAAUGUGAUGCUGAAACUCCUUGUUUGUGAAAUCUAGCGACUAAAUUUCAAUUCAUCUAAAUGCUUCACAGCGCUGACUUAAACAACUAACAACAGGUUACUAUUAGCUACGACUUUAUUCCCGUAUGUAAUAAUUUUAUUAUCACUUUAUUUUCGUAAGUAAUGAUUUUAUCACGACUUUAUUCUCAUGAGUAAUAUCUUAUUAUGACUUUACUUUCGCAAGUAAUUAUGAAGUCUUAAUUUUUUUUUCUUAAUAUGGUCCUAAUACUCCGUUGUACUCUUAAACUGCUAUAUACAUGAAAAAUGUUCUUUAAAUAUGUGUUGUUGUUUUUUACUAUUCUUUUUUCGAAGAAUGGCAGUGAGAGUGAAGUUGUUUUUAUUUUGUUAAAAACACUUUGGGGACAGCUCUGCUCACCCCAGACAUAAAAGUAAAGAGAACCCCUAACCAGUGUCGUUUACCCACAGAUCCAGAACCCCUCAUGGAUCAGCAGCAGCAGUGGAGCAUCACCGGUGCCAGGUUGCGUUGUGCCUUGUGACUCCGUCCCCUCAUGCAUGCCUCCUCACCCUCACGGUCCGGGAGGCGUCUCUGACUUCCUGGGCAUGCCAAGUCCGAGCAGCAGCCACAUGGGACAGACACACAUGGGCAGUCUUUUUGGAAGUCCUGCGAUGGGCGGGGGAAUCAAUGGCUAUGAUCUCAAUGUUGAUCCAGACCGCAAGUCGUCCAGCAUAGCUGCGCUGCGUAUGAAGGCCAAGGAACACAGUGCAGCCAUCUCCUGGGCUACAUGA